This is a messenger RNA of Durio zibethinus, 2780 nucleotides long. RefSeq names its product acidic leucine-rich nuclear phosphoprotein 32-related protein-like. Gene Ontology annotation, cellular component: nucleus. The record is from RefSeq and is a predicted model, not a curated record. Gene Ontology annotation, molecular function: histone binding. NCBI's taxonomy places the organism in Eukaryota, Viridiplantae, Streptophyta, Magnoliopsida, Malvales, Malvaceae.
AAACCGCACCCUUAACCCUAGCCACGGACCACGAGCCGCUCACCUUUUCUCUUGGAGGUUCAUCCCGAGUCGCCCUAACCAAUAAGAAACAAAGAAAAUAAAAAGAAAAAAAGAAAAAAAAAAGGUGAGAAAAAGAGAGAAAAAAAUAGAGAAAAUUGAAAUUAAGGUUCUGUUUAUUUUUAUUUAUGUUUUAUUUAUAUCUUUGUGUUUUUUGCCUCAAACGUUUCGAUCUUGAAAGAACAGAUUCCGUAUAUGUGAAAAAAAAAAAAGGGUUUUAAGCCAUUGAAACAGAUUAAAAACCGAACUUAUUCUCGAUCAUCAAAAUCUUGGGUUAGGGUUUCCUUUAUGUUUUUCCCAAUUUUUUUAGCUUCCUUCCUUUGAUAUUCUUUUUACACUUUUUGUUACUGGUAAUGACACUCCUUUAAUCUCUUCCUUUUCGAACCAUCCCGUUGAAUCUAUUUAUUUCUUUAGAUAUAUAGGUAAAGAAGCUUUAAUUUAAUAUUUGUUUAUAUAAAAAGGGGUAUAUGAGAUAAAAACGGGGCUGUAUUUGAUGGACGAGAUCUGGGAGAGGGCGGUGGAGACAGCGUUAGACGGGCAACCGGACCACACGGCCGCUCGAACCUUGACACUAGAUGGUGCCGUGAAGUGCGUCCAAGGUCGCCUCCCGCCGCCGAGCCUCUUGGAAAAAUUUGAGAAUCUUCAACACCUGUCCAUCGCCAAUAUCGGCGUUUCAUCUCUGGAACAGUUUCCUCGUCUUCCAAAUCUCCAGAAACUCAUCCUUUCAGACAACAGAAUCGCCGGUGGCUUGGAGUUCCUCUUCGAAGCCGGCCUCGAGUCUCUCCGAGACCUCGACUUGUCCAAUAAUCGGAUUCAAUAUAUCGAGGAUCUUGCCCCGCUUGCCCAGCUUAAGCUUGUUUCACUCGAUCUUUAUGAGUGUCCGGUUACCAGAGUUAAGGAUUAUCGAUCCAGGGUUUUCGGGUUGAUUAAAUCGUUGAAAUAUUUGGAUAAAAUGGAUGACGAAGAGAACGAAAGGCCGGAGUCAGAUGACGAAGAAGAAGAUGAAGAGGAGGAUGAUGACGAUGAUCCUGGGAGUGGGGAAAUCGAUGGUGAGGAUCGGCCGUAUAGAAUGGAUAAUGGGCAUAGCGAAGGAGGGGAAGGGAUUGUUGAUGUUGAUGAGGAUGAAGAGAGCGAUGCAGAUGAAGAAGAGACUGAGACAGGUAGAAGAGUAAAUGGGCACAGCCAUGAGGCCAACGGGUUUCGGAUUGAGGAAGUUGGGGGAGACGAAGAUGAAGAAGAUGAGGAUGAUGAUGAUGAGUAUAAUGAUUCAGGUGAGGAAGUUGAUGAUGAGGAAGAAGAUGAUGUUGUGGAAGUGCAUGAGAUUGGAGAUAGUGAUGAUGAGGAAGAUGGGGUAGAGGAUGAUGACGAUGAUGUUGAUGAUGAAGAUGACGAGGAGGAGGUAGAUAAUGACGAAGGGGAUUUUGCUGAGCUGGAGAGUACUGGGCGUUUAACGAGCACUGAAGGGGAGAUUGAUGGGCAUGAACAUGGAGAAAAUGAUGGGGAUGAUGAUGAUAAUGGUGAGACUGGUGAGGAAGAGCAAGGUGUUGAAGAUUAUGGGGACUUCGAAGAUGAAGAGGAGGAUGAAGACUAUGGUGAAGGUUACCUGGUUCAACCAGUGAGCCAGGCUGAAGAACCUGAUGCUGGAGGUAGUGAUAUGGAGCCAGGGAAUGAAGAUGAUGAUGCAGAAGAGCAGGAAGAAGUUGAAGAUGAUGAGGAAGUUCAGCUGCAGCCAUCUUCACAGCUUAAGAGAAAGAGAAGUGAUGAUGGUGAGGAUGAUGAGGAGGAAGAUGAUGUUGUUGAGUUUGGAAAGGCAUCAAAGAAGCAUCGCUAGUUCUAUACGAUUUCCCAAGUUAGAUGCUUUUGUUAAUCCUUAAGAAAGCUUGGAAACGGGAACUUGAUGUUAGAUAGAUUGAUUGAUAGUCUUCUGGUAGUGAUGUUGGCUGUGUUUUUGGACAACAAAUGUUUAGGUGAAAGGAAUUGUGUAUCUUGGUCUUGGCUGGCACUUGCUUAGUUCAAAAUGUCGUUAGCGUUUUUCUCCCGCCUGCCUUUCUUUCAUAUAGCCGUUCUAUAUGUUGAUUCAAAUGGCAGUUAUGAAGGGUUUGCCGCCCAUGUUCAGCUCUCUGGGUGAGGAAAAGAGAACAUGAUAAAAUCUUUGUUUUUUCGUGUUCGGCCAAGCGGGUUAUUUAAAGGGGGAGGGAUUGUAUGUUAUAAUACGAUUCUAGAUGGUACUGUGAUCCUCCUCGGCUCCAUAUUGAAUCAGGCGGGUUGCAGGCAAUUGACCAGCUCAGUACUUUAUUACACGCAUGGCAAGCUGUGAUUGGUCGAAUGGUUUUUAAUAUAUGAGCUGCGGCAUGUGGGCCAUGUAGCAAUCAAGCUAGAGUUUGAUGUGGCAAAAGGAUCAAGUACAUUUUUCCUACGGUCUCACAGUCACAUGUUACAUGGAACCGUUGCGUCAUGAUUGACAGAUUCUUUCUAGACUAUGAUCUAUCGGUUUGAUUACCAUUUGAUCUCUCCUUUUGUCACUGUAAAGUUUCGUAGCUGUGCUGUUGUAGUAAAUGUUUUAUACUUUUUAUGGAAAAAAAAUUGGAAAAGGAGGUAGCUUCAAGCUUCUUGUUGACGUAUUCAUAUUGCAGUGGAUGGUAUAGUAGUAAUUUAGCCAAUUGUAAUCUGGUGGAUACAAUGAUUUUGAAAUGAAAUCUAGCUUCGGGCCAGUUUGAGGAGCA